AUGUCGUCGUCGGAAGGCGCGCCCGAGUCAUGGAUCUCCUCGUUCUGCUCGCUGAUGGGCCACGAGUUUUUUGCCGAGGUGUCGGAAGACUUCAUCGAGGAUGACUUCAACCUGACGGGUCUCCAGUCGCAAGUGCCGAUGUACAAGAAGGCCCUCGAGAUGAUUCUCGAUGUGGAACCGGAAGAUGAGGAUGAAGACAGCGAAGAGGAAGAGGAGGAGGAAGAGGAUGAAAUUCUGGGCGAUGAGAGACCUCCGGGGUACCGCAGGGCUGGCGAUCGGCGGCACACGCGCGUUGCGAGCGACCUGAGUGUCAUUGAAAGCUCUGCCGAAUUGCUCUACGGUCUCAUCCAUCAGCGGUAUAUCACUUCGCGGCCCGGGAUUCAGCAGAUGCUCGAGAAGUACGAGAUGCAGCACUUCGGGUUCUGCCCGCGAGCGAAUUGUAAUGGAUGCAAAGUCCUCCCUGUGGGACGCUCCGACACCCCAGGACAGGAUACGGUCAAACUGUUCUGUCCCUCAUGCCAGGAUAUCUACACCCCUCCUAACAGUCGAUUCCACUCGGUUGACGGUGCAUUCUUCGGUACGACUUUUGGCUGUCUGUUUUUCAUGACCUUCCCCGAUCUUGACGUGAGCCCGCGCCUGGAGAACUCCUUAUCCCCCCCAUCGCCGCCUAACCGGAACCAAUCUCGCUCAUCCUCCCUGACCUCGCAAGGAGCCCUCACACAGCAGUCGUCUGUAACAGGUUCUUCAGCACCUAACCAGCCGACAGAGAUCAACGGCGUGCGGACAGUUAACUUCUGCCCCAGUCUCGGACCAGGUAAGAUCUAUGAGCAGCGGAUCUACGGAUUUCGGGUUUCAGAGCUUUCCCGAGCUGGUCCGCGCAUGAGAUGGCUCCGGAUGAAACCGACAGAUAUCACGGAACUGGACGAGUCGACAAUAUAUCAUAAUUCCGUACGUCAACGUCAAAUGAACCGCCGGCACCUGCAACCGGGGGAGACCGAAGCCGGGAAUGACGGAGACACGGACAUGACCAAUGUCCCGACAGGAUCAUCGCAGUCACCUGGUGGGAGGAGGAAACUUGCACCAAUGCGAAGGCGUAAACAGGGCACGACUAAUGCGGAUCAGAUGAGCAUAAAUGGGGGGUGA
Monascus purpureus is the source of this 1143-nucleotide messenger RNA. Lineage: Eukaryota; Fungi; Ascomycota; Eurotiomycetes; Eurotiales; Aspergillaceae. The record is from the annotation of a GenBank genome assembly.